This is a messenger RNA of Patella vulgata (common limpet), 1508 nucleotides long. RefSeq names its product V-type proton ATPase subunit G. Gene Ontology annotation, cellular component: vacuolar proton-transporting V-type ATPase complex. Gene Ontology annotation, molecular function: proton-transporting ATPase activity, rotational mechanism. NCBI's taxonomy places the organism in Eukaryota, Metazoa, Mollusca, Gastropoda, Patellidae. Bases 76 to 426 code for a protein of 116 amino acids. The transcript is spliced from 3 exons. The record is from RefSeq and is a predicted model, not a curated record. Gene Ontology annotation, biological process: proton transmembrane transport.
CGAAACUCUAGUAUAGUGAUAUAAGUUGGCUUUGUAUGUUUGACAUAAAAGUCACAUGAUAUAAGAAUCCUCAAAAUGGCGAGUCAGACACAGGGUAUUCAGCAACUCUUAGCCGCAGAAAAGAAAGCUGCCGAAAAAGUAUCCGAUGCAAGAAGGAGAAAGGCUAACCGACUAAAGCAAGCCAAGAAAGAAGCUGAUACAGAAAUCAAUACAUAUAAAACCGAGAGAGAAAGACAAUAUAAAGAUUAUGAAGCAAAGGUCUUGGGGUCAAGAGGUGAUAUGGAAACCAAAAUAGAAAUAAGCACCAAACAAAAGAUCCAUGACUUAAGUGAAAGUGUUAAGAGGAAUAAGGAGUCUGCAUUGACAAGUUUAUUAAACAUAGUCUAUGAGAUUAAUCCAGAGCUACACGAAAAUCUUAAACUUUAGAUACAACAAAUAUGCAUAGAUCAAAAUUAAAAGUAGUAUAAAUAUUACUCUUUCUUGUGGAGUAAUUAGAUUAUAUUAGUAAAAUAGAUCUAAACUUCUAAAUUAUAUAGUGCUUUCUUUCCCAACUAUCCUAUAUUUGCUCACCCAACCCUUUGCAAUUAGUAAGCAUUUGAUCACCUGUUAUGAGAGUGAAUAUAAGUAUUUAUGUUUUAUUUAAUCAUAUCUAAAUAAAUAUUAUAGUCUACAUUUUAAAGUUUCUAGUCCCAAAAUGGUAUCGGUUAUUUGUUUUUUUCCUUGAAAAAUAUUAAUUGUAAUAAUAAUGUCAGCUAUCUGCUAAUUAACAUGUGUGAAUGGAACAUAAUUUUUUAUAAUCGCUUCUUAAAAGAUUUUGGGUUGACUACUCUUUGUUAUAUUGCUUUGUUAAAGAGCAGGGUUUCUUUCUAUUUAAAUUACAGAAUGUCUAUACAAAAAUGUAACCGGAUGAGAACUAGUGAAACAGUUACUAUGUAUGUAAUGUACGAACUACGAAGCCAUUCACAAUACCUAGAAAGGGUAACUGCCAUUUUGGUUUACACUAUAGCCCUUCAUUUCAGUCUUAUUUGCAUAAUUUAACUCUUACAUAAGCACACAGCUAAAUUAUGUAUUAUACCGCACGUCACUUUCAAAAUGCAUAUGUACAUGCAUUGUUCCAUGUUAGAUUACGACUUAUUACCAAAUCCUGUUUGUGUGAAUAGGGGUUCUCAUAUUAGCAAUGGCUGUGAUUCUUGUAACAAAGGUAUGAAAUAUAUAUAUAUAUAUAUACAUGUAUUCAUUUAUAGUAUGGUUGUUAAACAUUAUCAUCCAACUCAUUUUAAAUUAUGAUUUAUUCUUACAAAACAAUGAUAACAAUUUGUGUGAAAUUAAUGUUGAUGUUUCGUUAAAGUUUUAAAACAUGAUAUUUAAUGACUGUCAUAUACUGACAUUUAUCUUUCCAAAUGGUGUACAUUUAAUUAGUAAUUUUGUUUGAUUGGUAUGUAUAAUGAAUUCUGUGUGUAUAACUGGUGUAAUGUAUAGGCUAUGAUAAUAAACUGAAUAUAACUAGG